This is a messenger RNA of Linum tenue, 2136 nucleotides long. The record is from the annotation of a GenBank genome assembly. Lineage: Eukaryota; Viridiplantae; Streptophyta; Magnoliopsida; Malpighiales; Linaceae.
CAUCCCAGUGUUUAUAUUCAUUUUUUGUUCCCUUUUCUGAACAGAACCUAGACGGCAAUAAUGAAUGUUUACUCGAAGAAGCAAUGCAAAUCAACAAUAACAAGAGAGAAGCCGGAAAGACGGCAAUGUUGUCUGUUUGCUUUCUCCGUCUCCGGCCGCGUUUCCGAUCCUAAUCUCUACUCUAAUGUCUUACUUUUAAUAUAUUUUCCCGAAAAGGACCAUUGCCUGCCUUGCCCGCACUUUCUCCUUUCCUUUCCUCUUCUUCUCCCUCUCUCCAUUCAUUCAUUGGUUUGAUUGAUUAUUAUUCUCAGAGUGAGUGAGUGGGGGUUUUUUUUUUUUUGGUUUGUGGCACUUUUUAUACGCUUCUUCUUCCCCUUCCCUCCCACCGUCGUUACCAUCAAACCAUUUCUCUCCUCUCUCACACUCUGCAGCUCCUCUGUCUCAGAGACAAAACAAACAAAUGGGGUCGAAGCAGCAGCAGCUUCUUCUUUUGCAGCUCCUCUGUCUGUCCUGUCUCAGCGCUGCUGUUAUCUCUGCUGGAUCUGAUUCACCCUCCGCCGCCGCCGUCCUUGCUUUUGUGGAGAGCGGAGCCGCCACCGCCGCCGUUGCUGCUCCUCAACCUCUCAAUGUUCCCCUCACUCUCAUCCAGGGAGCUGACUCAAAGGGCGCUGUUUGUUUGGAUGGAACACUUCCUGGAUACCAUUUACAUCGAGGGUAUGGAUUCGGAGCCAACAGUUGGCUGAUUCAGUUGGAGGGAGGCGGGUGGUGCAACUCUGUGAGGAGCUGUAUCUACAGAAAGACCACACGGCGUGGUUCGUCGAAAUACAUGGAGAAGGUGAUACCAUUCACUGGGAUUCUGAGCAACAAGGCCGAGGAAAACCCGGAUUUCUUCAACUGGAAUCGGAUCAAGCUUCGUUACUGCGACGGGGCUUCUUUCACUGGAGAUAGCCAGGAUGAGGCCUCGAAGCUUUACUAUCGAGGACAGCGGAUCUGGUCUGCAGCCAUGGAGCAUUUCAUGUCCCUAGGAAUGAAAUCAGCAAACCAGGUCCUGCUCUCUGGUUGCUCUGCUGGAGGGCUGGCAUCCAUUCUGCACUGCGAUGAGUUCGGAGCCUUGUUUCCUCGAUCCACCAAAGUUAAAUGCUUGAGUGAUGCUGGCUUGUUUCUAGAUGCGGUGGAUGUAUCUGGUGGGCGCACUUUAAGGAGCUUAUAUGGCGGAGUUGUCAGCACUCAGCAACUCCAGAAGGACCUCCCAAGUUCCUGUACCAACCACCUGGAUCCAACUUCGUGCUUCUUCCCCCAGAAUUUGAUCGCCAACAUCCAGACCCCAAUGUUUCUUCUCAAUGCAGCUUACGAUGCUUGGCAGGUUCAAGCUAGUUUAGCUCCACCAACUGCUGAUCCUCAUGGCGACUGGGAUGACUGCAAGAAGAACCACGCAGAGUGUAAUGCGACACAGAUCAAUUUCUUUCAAGACUUCAGGAACCAGAUGCUGAAUGCAGUCAAGGGUUUCUCCACGUCCAAACGAAAUGGGUUGUUCUUAAAUUCUUGCUUUGCACACUGCCAGACUGAAAGGCAGGAUACCUGGUUCGCCGACGACUCUCCUGUCGUCGAUCAGAAGACAAUUGCACAAUCUGUUGGAGACUGGUACUUCGAUCGCAUGAGUGUCAAAGCAAUUGACUGCCCAUAUCCAUGUGACAGCAGCUGUCACAAUCUUGUUUUCAAGUAGUUUUUAUAUAGGACCAAAAAGAAGAAAGAAAAUUGAUUCAUGCCCCGAAGGGGAAUCCAUCCUAUUAUAUUGGAAACGAUUCCGAGGUUUGUAAAACUGUUUGUGUAAGCAUUUAUUUCAAGAAUAAACACAAGUUCAGAGAAAAUAUUUAUCAGUAGUUUAUCAGUUGCCUUCUGAUACCCACCAUUGGAUGCUUUUGUUUUCUGAUUUCUACUGUAAAAGAGAUGAGAAGUUUCUAAAAUGUAUGUGACUGCAGCAACGACGUCGUUUCGUACGUAACGAUCGAUUUCCCAGUCAGCUAAGCUUGACAUCUCAGUUGGUUCAGUUUCUUUUCUGAAAAGAAAGGUCGUUUAAACUUCAAACGCAAGUCAGCUUUUUUCUGAACGAUUUCGUUUCAUUUGUGGAAAAAGAAA